Molecule: messenger RNA, 510 nt
Organism: Drosophila innubila
Lineage: Eukaryota; Metazoa; Arthropoda; Insecta; Diptera; Drosophilidae
Product: small VCP/p97-interacting protein-like
Exons: 4
Coding region: 51-296 (81 amino acids)
Biological process (GO): positive regulation of autophagy; negative regulation of retrograde protein transport, ER to cytosol; negative regulation of VCP-NPL4-UFD1 AAA ATPase complex assembly
Cellular component (GO): endoplasmic reticulum membrane
Source: RefSeq, a predicted model, not a curated record
ACAAGGCAAAGUAAAAAAGUUUCGUGUGGCAGCAAAAGAACAGCAACAAAAUGGGAAUGUGUCUAUCCUGCUGUGGCAACAGUGCCGAGGAGACAAAUCUAAUGCCACCCGCAGAGGAGCGACGUCGACAGCAGCUAGAGGCGGCAGAGCGUCGGCAGCAGGAAAAUGAAUCACGAGGAGUUAAAAAUCUAGAUAAAGUGCGUCGUCAGCAACAAAGAGCAGAGGAGAUGGAGCGCCGAGAGGAGGAGGCAGCGCGUCAAGGUGGCAACCCUACUUUGCGGUGGCAAGCAAGUUAAGAUCUGGCUCGGAACAUAACAAACUUAAAUGCAGCUGCCUCGAUGUGCCUUUGUCGCCCUUUUGUUGACUGUGUUUCCAGCAUUUUUCUAUUACAUUGUUUUCAAAUUUCUUGUGUAUAUAAGUACUAACCAAAACUACAUUUGUGAUUACGGCUGGUCCCAAGUAUAAUACCAAAAUUCCACCAAAUAAAAUUAAAAAUUUUAAAACAAACAA